AUGUCUCUCGUCAACCUCUCCCACGUGUGUUCGCACUUGAACAAUGCCACCAAGGCCCGUCUCAGUCUUACCUCCAUCCCCAACAGCAACCUCCACCUGAAGCUGUGCAACGCCCUUCAGAACUCCGGCUACAUUUCCUCUGUCGUCCUACUCCUCCCCCCCGCCCACCCGAUCCUGGGAUACCCUGCCGCCAACGAUGAGGUGGAAGGCAUUGAGCCCGUCACUCUGGAUAACGUUGCGUCGCGACGCCUCUGGCUGGGUCUUAAGUACUGGCGCAACGAGUCAGUCCUUGGAAAGGUGAAGAUGGUCAGCAAGCCCACACGACGAGUUACGAUCGACGUCGAAGGCCUGCGACGAGUCGUGCGUGGCGAGGAUUCCGGUUAUGUGGGUGGUCUGCGUUCGCCAGGCGAGAGUCUCUUCCUCUCGACAGACCGUGGUAUUCUGGAGGCCCGCGAGUGUGUGGAGAAGAAGCUCGGUGGUCUGGUUCUGUGCCGCGUGCUCUAA
Penicillium waksmanii is the source of this 504-nucleotide messenger RNA. RefSeq names its product mitochondrial 37S ribosomal protein uS8m. The record is from RefSeq and is a predicted model, not a curated record. Gene Ontology annotation, cellular component: mitochondrion; ribosome. The transcript has 2 exons. The coding region runs from base 1 to 504 and encodes 167 amino acids. Lineage: Eukaryota; Fungi; Ascomycota; Eurotiomycetes; Eurotiales; Aspergillaceae. Gene Ontology annotation, molecular function: structural constituent of ribosome. Gene Ontology annotation, biological process: translation.